Molecule: messenger RNA, 698 nt
Organism: Drosophila ficusphila
Lineage: Eukaryota; Metazoa; Arthropoda; Insecta; Diptera; Drosophilidae
Exons: 1
Coding region: 119-397 (92 amino acids)
Source: RefSeq, a predicted model, not a curated record
AACCCAUUGUAGUCUAUUCUGUUUUAUCAAUCACUCUAGCACACAUCAUUUUUCCCUCCCUUCUGGUAAUUUAUUAUUGCUUUUGCAAGGCUUUCGAUUUUGGCUGCCAGACAUUGCUAUGGAGGCCCAACACAUGGAUGCAUUUUUCGAGGGCGAUGAAGAUGAACGCAGUAAUGAGGAUUAUAGUGUACUCUACUACUUCACCAAGUUGUACGAUCUUUUCAGCGGCCUAAUAUUCAUGACCACCUAUGUGGAGCGCUGCGAGAGCGAAUACUUUUCGGGAUUUAGCAACGUGCAGCUUGUGGCAGCGUUCCAGGGCGAUCAGCAGGCGGAAAGGUUCCGCUGGCUCCACCUGUCGCUCAUCUUUCGCGCUUCCAGAUCCCCGUUUUUUGGCUGAAGAAGCUGCCUCAUCGUGUCACAGCCAAAUUGAAAUUCCAUUCGAUUUUUGUACGGAGUUGCUGGUCCAUCUCGUUUUAUUUUUCGCUCUGGAAUUCACUUCUUAACCCCCCAAAAGUCCACAAAUGCCGUUCUUUUUUGGCGACUGUGUAUGUGUGUGACAUUUUGGCAGCAGUUCAACGGAAAAACGUUUGGCAGCACGGCCAGAAAAUGAUAAGCCUGGGCAGCGGAAAAAAAAAGAAACGAGGGAAACAAGCAAGGAAACUGUUCACUGAGUUAAAUAAAAAUUGAAAAAAGUGUAA